This is a messenger RNA of Procambarus clarkii (red swamp crayfish), 3252 nucleotides long. Its product is annotated as protein VAC14 homolog. Gene Ontology annotation, cellular component: PAS complex; endosome membrane. Gene Ontology annotation, biological process: phosphatidylinositol biosynthetic process. The record is from RefSeq and is a predicted model, not a curated record. NCBI's taxonomy places the organism in Eukaryota, Metazoa, Arthropoda, Malacostraca, Decapoda, Cambaridae.
UCUGCUCAGUGGGGUCGCGCGCAAACGCACUUGUCGCUCGUAAAUCUGCCGUCGCUGUUGUGCUGUGGUGGUCGGGGCGCGACCACCUCCCUCUCACACAAUACUCACAUAUUACACAUAAAUUAUCCACUUAACCGUUGCUCACAUGACUCAGUUUUCAUUAAUAAUGAAUGAUGAAUGAUAUUGUCUCCUUUACAUGAAGACCAUUUUGCCCUACUGUGGACACUGCGAUAAAUUGGAAAGUGUAUUUGAGGGAAUGAUUAAUGACGAGACUUUUGUAUUAAUGAGGUAGUGCUGCUGGUAAUGAUAGUGAUUCUGAGAGUGAUCUUCACUGGUGUUGGGUUGGCGAGGUCUGGCUAGGUUGGUGUGUGCAGGGAUGCGGACACAGUGUUAGGGCGUCCGGACACGGCGCUGGAGUAAACAGUCAUCAGCUGACUGAGGCGGGGGCGGCGUACAGCCUACAUCAUGGACUCUGUUUACGCCUCUCCUGGCACUCCCUUCUGACUUGCUCUGAGAGAACACUAGGUACAUGUCUUCUUCUUAAUAUCCAGACGAUAAUACAGCCAGCAGCAUUAUGAGUGACCGAGAUUAUUCGCCGCUGAGCUCGGCGUGUGUCCGGGCGCUCAGUGACAAGCUCUAUGACAAGAGGAAAGCCGCCGCCCUCGAAAUAGAGAAGAUGGUGAAGGAUUUUUCUUUGGUCGACAAUCAAGAACAGAUCAGGCGACUUAUUCGUGUUUUGGAGGAAUUUGCCAUGUCACACAACCCCCACACGCGUAAAGGAGGGCUUAUUGGUUUGGCUGCUGUUGCUAUUGGACUAGGAACUAGGGGUAUUGGUCCAUACAUUCAAGAACUUGUCAAUCCUAUUUUGGCAUGCUUUACCGACAGUAACCCUAAUGUGCGGUAUUACGCAACAGAGUCUCUUUACAAUGUUGUGAGAGUAUCAAGAGGUACUGUGUUGUCACAGUUCAAUGACAUUUUUAUUAUCCUUGUUCGGUUAGCUACUGAUGCUGAUCAGAAUGUAAAAAAUGGCUCCGAGAUGCUUGAUAGAAUAAUGAAGGACAUAGUAACAGAAAGUGCCUCUUUUGAUCUGGUUGCAUUUAUUCCUGUCCUACGUGAAAAAUUGUACGUUAACAAUCACUGGGCACAAACACUGGUUGUGUCAUGGGUGUCUGUCUUACACACGGUGCCAGAUGUCGACACGCUCUUGUUCCUCUCUGACAUUUUAGAGGGAUUGUUCUUCAUCCUGGAAGCUCCCAAGCCAGAAGUGAAGAAAAUGUGUGAGGCCGUCGUUGGAGAAUUCUUAGUGAGCAUCAAAAAGGCUCCCGAGAAGGUCAAAUUUGCUGAUAUGAUCAACAUCCUUAUCACCCAUGCACAGUCAUCUGAUCAACUAGUACAGAUGAUAUCCCUAACUUGGAUUGAUGAGUUUGUGAAAUUAUCUGGCCGGGUGAUGUUGCCACACACUUCUGGAAUUCUAAUUGCUACAAUUCCUUGCUUGGCGCUGGAUGACCCUACAUAUGCAAAGACUCGUGGGUUGGCAGAAGAUGUAAGCUCAGGAUUGAUGGAUCUGAUUACUGUAGAGGAUGAUAGAGAUGGACCAGAAGGAUCAGCCGACAAGUUCUCUGAUCACAACUCCUUCUCUAUGGAAAAGCAUGAGUGCGAGGGACUUGAUCUGUGUUCGGUAAUGGAAGUUCUCCGUAAUCAGCUACGUAAUACUCCAGUUUCUUGUAAGACAGCUGUUCUUAAAUGGAUUUAUCACCUUCAUAACAAAAUUCCCAAUAAGAUGUGUCGUUACUUAGAAGAGUUAUUUCAUGCACUUCUCAAGACCCUCUCUGACCCAUCUGAUGAGGUGGUGCUCUUGGUGAUCCAGGUGCUUGCUCAGAUUGCCUCUCCCACCAACCAUCAUCCUGUUGCAACUACACAAGAGAGUGACGAGAAAAACAACCUUGAUGAAUACUUCACGAGGUUUCUCCAAAACCUUCUUCAUCUAUUUGCUACGGAAAGAAACCUUUUAGAGGACAGAGGACCAUUUAUUAUAAGACAACUUUGUGUGAUGCUCAAUGCAGAAGAUAUCUAUCAGACACUGGCUGAGUUACUACAAAAGGAGGAAAAUCUUACCUUUGCAUCAGAAAUGGUGCAGACAUUAUCUUCAAUUCUUCUCACAUCAAAGGAAUUAUUCUCUCUAAGAAUACAACUGAAAGAUCUCUCAACACCGGAAAGCUGCCAGUUGUUUGUGAACUUGUACCGCUCAUGGAGUCAUAAUUCUGUGGCCACCCUCACUAUUUGUCUUCUCACCCAGAACUACGAACAUGCCGCAACUCUUGUUCAUGCCUUUGGUGAUAUUGAAGUGACCACAGACUUCUUAGUGGAAGUGGACAAGCUGGUCCAGUUAAUAGAAUCUCCAAUAUUUACUUAUUUGCGUCUACAAUUGCUGGACCCAGUAGGUCACUCAGCACUGGUGGAGACACUCUAUGGACUUCUCAUGCUACUUCCUCAGAGUGAUGCAUUCACACUUCUGCGAUGUCGUCUUAACUGCGUUCCUCCUGCUCAUCUUCUCAAACACACCCAUGCCAAGGUAGAGACACGUCAUCAUGCCAUAAAUAUGGACUUUGAUGAACUUCUGUCACAUUUUUGUUCCAUUCAAGAUAAACACCGCAAGUACAAACAUCAGAAAAUCAAGCAAAGAUUGCAGUCCAGCAUCGAUCCUGGAGCCCGACACCAGAGCUAGUGCGAGAAAUCUCAUGAGUAUUGGCAUUCAUGGAUCCAUAGUAUCAACAUCUCUAUUUUUGUUUUAUUAACUUUUGGACUGCUCAGCUAUUUAAAUGAUCGAUGUGCACCCAACAAAAAACAGCUAAUUAAUCAAAUGGGAAAAAAUCACAUAUUGUGAUUUUUGCACAGAAGGUAAUCACCUAUUGCAUCUGGAGCAUUAUAAGAGUUAAAGAUGUAUUGAUUCAUACUUUUUCAUAAUUUUCUUUGGAUAAGAUUUUUUUCACUGUUGUAGAGAGAAGUAUACAAGUAGCACGUAGAGUAUAUUAUUUUAUACUUAAAAUAUGUAACUACAAUUAUGAAUUUAUAUCUACUGCAUCUCUUAUUUUAUUUAAUCAUGGUUAAUUGUAACUAUAUAAAUUUAUAUUUGUAUAUCUUAAAAUGUUGUAUAUUUAUAAGUGCUGCACUUCCUCUAUUAUUAAUACAUACAACAUGGAACACAUUUGCCUUAUGUAGCUGAGGAAACUUUUCUCAACAUUUAAACAUGUU